Molecule: messenger RNA, 1022 nt
Organism: Neltuma alba
Lineage: Eukaryota; Viridiplantae; Streptophyta; Magnoliopsida; Fabales; Fabaceae
Product: proteasome subunit alpha type-3
Exons: 10
Coding region: 77-826 (249 amino acids)
Biological process (GO): ubiquitin-dependent protein catabolic process
Cellular component (GO): proteasome core complex; proteasome core complex, alpha-subunit complex
Source: RefSeq, a predicted model, not a curated record
UGCGGUGCCGAAGAAGCCCGGGUAAGCGGCAUAAGACGGACAAAGUAGAUUUUGAACAAGUUGAUCGUUUGGAAGCAUGAGUAGCAUUGGAACAGGUUACGAUUUAUCAGUCACUACAUUCUCUCCUGAUGGUCGGGUUUUCCAGAUCGAAUACGCUGCCAAGGCCGUCGACAAUAGCGGGACCGUCGUGGGUAUCAAAUGCAAAGACGGGAUUGUGAUGGGGGUGGAGAAGCUUAUUCCGUCGAAGAUGAUGCUGACGGGUUCCAAUAGAAGAAUACACUCUGUUCAUCGCCACUCGGGCAUGGCUGUGGCUGGAUUAGCUGCCGAUGGGAGACAAAUUGUUGCCAGGGCUAAGUCUGAGGCAACUAACUAUGAUAGUGUGUAUGGUGAACCAAUUCCUGUUAAGGAACUUGCUGAGCGUGUGGCUAGUUAUGUGCAUCUUUGCACGCUAUAUUGGUGGCUCAGACCAUUUGGUUGUGGUGUCAUAUUAGGAGGUUAUGAUAGAGAUGGACCACAGCUGUACUUGGUUGAACCUUCUGGUGUUUCCUUUAGGUAUUUUGGUGCUGCAAUUGGAAAGGGUAGACAGGCUGCUAAGACGGAGAUCGAAAAGCUAAAGCUUUCUGAGAUGACUUGCCGACAAGGGGUUAUUGAAGUAGCCAAGAUUAUAUAUGGAGUGCAUGAUGAGGCUAAGGAUAAAGACUUUGAGCUAGAAAUGAGCUGGGUCUGUGAUGAAUCAAACCGCCAACAUCAAAAGGUCCCAGAUGAGCUGUUAGAAGAAGCCAAGGCGGCGGCCAAAGCAGCCCUUGAAGAAAUGGAUGCAGAUUAGCAGAGUAAAAAAAAAAAAAAAAUUAUUCAAGUUCAUUAUCUACGUAAACAUUUAAUCAACUACCUGUUACAUCAAUAGAAAGUGACAUGCCGUCAACAGUUAUGCAUGAUUUGGUCCCAUGUAUUGCAUUUUUGCCUAAUAGGUUAGCAAAUGCUUGAAAAACUCGGUUGGCAAAAGGGUGCAAGUUUCCUAGUCA